UGACCACCUGCGGGGCGCAAACUUCCUCGCGCAGCCUUCCUUCUCUGCCUCAGCGCGAGCGGCCUGCUGACCAUCCUCACGGGAAACUAAAGUUGGAGCUCGCACUCUCAAUUCUCCACAUGAAACGAUCAGGCAGCACUUUUCAAAGCGAAAUGAAUGGGAACAGUUGGAUCAGCAGUCCCUCUCCUGAUCUCACAUCACUCCCUAAUCACCAGUCAGGUUCACACCUUGUUAACACCGCCAUUAGCUCUGCCUUACAUUCCCUCAUUAUUGACUUACAUUUGCGACCAAAUAGCGCCUCUUUAUCGCUGUUUACCGAAGACUUAACAGCGCCAACCGUUUUCACAUAAAAUGGCGUCAGCACGGAGGCCUGCAGUCAGUUGCCUCUAGACUUCUUCCAGGAGAAACACCAGAGAAGAGCCGCGAUGUUGCCUGCCGCCUUCUGGUUCCUGGUCUCCAUCUUGGCUCUUGGGAGCCCCAAACCGUCUCUGAACUAUUUGCAGAACCACUUUUCAGCGAAGGGCGAGUCGGAAGAGGUUCGUUCAGCUGCUCUCAAAAGGCUUUUGGAAGUGUUUGGCUUGGAGGACCAUCCCGCCUCGCCUCCUCGGUCCCACAAGCAGCCUCCUCAGUACAUGCUGGAUCUGUACAACACGGUGGCGGACGUGGACGGCGUGACCAAAGACCCCACGGUGCUAGAGGGCAACACUGUCCGCAGUUUCUUCGACAAACUGCGCAGUGACGAAAUCGAGUUUCUGUUCAACUUGUCCACUGUGGCGAGGAGCGAGACGGUCCUCACUGCUGAGCUCCAUCUGUUCAAACUGAGACCUCAAGCAUCACUCACUUUCAACAGGCAUCACUUCUGCCAGGUCAGUGUCUAUCAAGUUACUGAUAGCAGCAAAAUGAACAUCAGCCAGAGCAAGAAGCUUGUGUCUUCAAGGCUUAUUCCCAUACAUUCCAAUGGCUGGGAAGUGUUUACCAUCACUCAAGCUAUCCGGACAUGGACAUUGGAUGAGCACAGUAACCUGGGUCUGCUGGUCACAGUGAAGGCUCUGUCAGGCUCUCGGAUUGACCUGAGGACGGUGCGAUUUGCUUCAGGCGGGAGCCACCACCACAGCAAGCAGCCGAUGCUGGUCCUCUUCACCGAUGAUGGCAGGCGUGCUCCCUCAAUGGAGGUUGCUCUCAGAGGUUCUGAAGAUUCCUCAGCUGGUCCCAGUCUCCCUGUCCGUAGCCUGACACUCCCAGCAGCAGGGCAUCGCAGAGCCCGCUCCAUCGACUAUGAGGAGGACCGGGACAAGAUGCCAUGUCAGCGCCUUCCUCUAUACGUUGACUUUGAGGAGAUUGGCUGGUCCGGGUGGAUCGUGUCCCCCCGUGGCUACAACGCUUACCACUGCAAAGGCUCCUGCCCCUUUCCUCUAGGUCAGAACAUGCGACCCACUAACCACGCCACUGUGCAGUCCAUCAUCAACGCACUGAAGCUUACUAAGGGCAUCGAGAUGCCCUGCUGUGUGCCUGACAAGCUCUUCUCCAUCAACCUCCUGUACUUCGAUGAUGACGAGAAUGUAGUGCUAAAGCAGUACGAUGAUAUGGUGGCAGGAAGCUGUGGGUGCCACUGAAGUCCUAAAACUGUAUUAAACAUGUAUAUAAGCCCA
Molecule: messenger RNA, 1649 nt
Organism: Pygocentrus nattereri (red-bellied piranha)
Lineage: Eukaryota; Metazoa; Chordata; Actinopteri; Characiformes; Serrasalmidae
Gene: admp
Product: anti-dorsalizing morphogenic protein
Exons: 5
Coding region: 426-1613 (395 amino acids)
Biological process (GO): SMAD protein signal transduction
Cellular component (GO): extracellular region
Molecular function (GO): growth factor activity; cytokine activity
Source: RefSeq, a predicted model, not a curated record